Rhipicephalus sanguineus (brown dog tick) is the source of this 2633-nucleotide messenger RNA. RefSeq lists its product as uncharacterized. NCBI's taxonomy places the organism in Eukaryota, Metazoa, Arthropoda, Arachnida, Ixodida, Ixodidae. The transcript is spliced from 3 exons. The coding region runs from base 194 to 616 and encodes 140 amino acids. The record is from RefSeq and is a predicted model, not a curated record.
GCGUAUCGGUUUAGUUUCUGAACCCGGUGAACCGCAAGUUCAAGAGUAACAACGUAACAACCACAAGCUACAACCUCGCAGACUGCGAAUACAGAAGUAGUGUGGCAGCAUCGGGUUAGUGUGGUCCGUUGCAAUCGCCGCGGCACCUGAGCAAGAAUGGCAACGACGACCAGCCACUUCACGCGGGUGGAGCAUGGAGUUGAAUGCGCUGACGAUCAUUCACUGCUUGCCCUCGAAUGCUGCAUUGUUUUCACUCUCCAACGAGACUGAAUGCUUUAGUCUAAAGCCGUCGGUCACUAUUUCUAGGUGUUGCUUCUCUGGCUCGUGGACAAGGUGGUGCCGACAAGUGGGUUGCGGACACAGCUGUCCUAGCUGUGCAUCUCGUAGCUACUUCGGAGGCCAUUAUAAAGCAUCGCCUGUGGCCUUCCGUGGGAAAGCCAUUGCGGGUACUGAUGCUGCCGACAUGCCCUUUGUGAUUUCUAACAUCGCAAGUAGCGACAGAAGGCGAAGAGUUGUAUAUGCCGUGGCCUGGCUGAGGCUGGACUGGACACAACUGGGCGCAGUUGGAUGCUGUCGGACACAGCUGGCGGCCGAGAUCGAGGUCUACGGACCUUAACUUCCGGGACGCGUCCUUUUCCACACUGGGCCCACAACACAGGGGUCCGGCUGCAUUCUUGGAUGGAUCAUGUUCGUGGUGAAGGCCACAUUGCCUGUUCUACAGCAGCUGGUGACUGCUGGCCGUGCCUGUGAGACAACCGUGGCAGUGCGAGCUGGCAACAGUGGGCGUGUGUCACCUGCCGGCUCCUUCUUGGUCACCACCAUCAAGCCCCGCUCGAGGCCAGAGAGUGUCACCUCCAGUGUGCUGUUGUGGCUUUUAGCACCGCUGUUGGGAGUGUUUCAUUUCAUUUUUAUUUCCUUAAAGACCCCUAGGGGGUAUUACAUAAGGGGUGGGUUAUUAUACAAUCAAUACGGUUGUCACAAUGAUCAAUGUACAGUUACAUUUGACAUGCUAUGCAUGAAGCUUGAUGGGCAGGUGAUUGUGGCAACACUGUGGGAAAGGCCGUUCCAGUAUUUUGCUUCCGUGGGAGAAAGUUGAGCACAAAAUAUUUUGGUAUGGGCACGUGGGUGAAAAAAUCUUAAUACAUCAUCAGUGCAGUGAGAUAAGUGAGCUUCAGGGAUAACGCAAGGAGAGCAAUUAAGUGCACUUGUCCUACCCUCGCAUAGCAUGUGCAUCUGCGGCAUCUGGCUAACUUUCCUGCAUUUUCAUGGCUAAGAGAAGGUGGCUGCAUCCAAUGGCUACCUGCUACGUGCACUUUGCAGGUUGAGGUUGGGGAGAGCAACCAGGUGUGCGUCUGCAUCUGAGAAAGGCUUAGGACCUGAGGGAUCCUGCAAGACAGAGUCCUGGAGCUGCAGCUGAUACAUCCUUCCUAGGCGCGUCUGAGAAGCCUGCUAGGCUUACUUAGAAUCUGUGGCCUCCUGCAAGACCUUGGCAUCUUGGAUGUUGCCUGCUGCACCACAUCCCCAUUCGAUGCAGAAGCUUGGUCCCAAGGUCUACCUGCCGAUGGGGCUGCUGCUAUCUCUGCAAGCACCAUCACCUUCACAGAGGGAAGGGCAUUGUCUGAACUGCAGUUCUCCCUGUGAUCUCUGAAAUCACGGGUACUAGCAGAUGGUUAAGAGGAUGAAGAGUGCCCAUGCAGUGGUGCUUGCCAUGGUCUGACUGGGGCUGAAGCUGAUGGUCGAUGAUGACCGACCACUGCAGGGCAGGACAGCGAGGAUGUGUCAUCUCCCACACCAUGUAUUGUGCACACUGGGUAUAACUGUGAUACAAGAGUAGUCUGUGAUCUGUUUGCUAUCUUACACUGCCAUGCAAGAUUAGCAAAGACAAUAAAAUUUUGGCUUUAGAUUUAAGUAUACCAGCAUAAGGUGCAGUCACUUUGUGGCAUAUGUGUUUGAGAAGCAUCCUCAGGCAUGCCAUUUCAAAUGUUGCCAACUAAAGUUUGUGCCUGGUUUAAUGCAGUAGAAUCGAUGGAGGUUCUCUUACAAUGAUGUAGCUGUAGCCAUCAAGUUCCUCUGCAUUAAGAUAUGGUUGCUGCAGAGUUGUGCUGUUUCAAGUGCGUUUGGGGGUUCAUUGAUUGUUUGCAUACUUGUUGACAGACACCAAGCAUUGAUAUUAGUUCUCACAAAAUGAGGCAUGCAAUGGCAAGCCAUUACAUGCCUUGUGUAGGUCAACAGGCUGCAUUCCAGACGUGCCAGGGAGAAAAAAAGCUUUUCACGAGGGAUAGCACUAGUAAAAUGCUGAAGCCUUUACAUUAGGGGUGUGCGAAUAUUCGAAAUUUCUAAUAUUUUUCGAAUAGUGUUUGCUAUUCGAUUCGAUUCGCACUGGAAUUUUACUAUUCGAACUAUUCGAACUUCCCAAAAACAAGUACAGUCAAUGUCCCAUUGAAAGUGACCCCUUCAGAUUUUCAAUAUGCUUCACCUCAUCACACCCCGGUAAUGCGGCAAAGCUGCCUUUCAAGCUCCGUUACGGUCGAACUUUGCCAAGAGACAACGUCCGAUUAGAAGUGGUCCCUAAAUUUUCAAUAUGCUUCACCUCAUCCCACCCCGGUAUUGCGGCAAAGCUGCCUUUCAAGCUC